Papaver somniferum (opium poppy) is the source of this 1149-nucleotide messenger RNA. RefSeq lists its product as uncharacterized. Lineage: Eukaryota; Viridiplantae; Streptophyta; Magnoliopsida; Ranunculales; Papaveraceae. The record is from RefSeq and is a predicted model, not a curated record. Bases 142 to 717 code for a protein of 191 amino acids. The transcript has a single exon.
CUUCGAAUAGACAAAGUGGUUUAGGUGAUGAACCAAACCAUUUCAAGAAAUAGAUUAAAGAAGAUAACCUCACAAAACAUAUAAAAUCAAUCAAACUGAAAUAGCAAACUAGAGAGAAACCUCUAAUUUGUAAGGUUUGCAAUGAGGGCAAAGAUCAUUUUUUGCACAGCAGUGUCUGUAGCCACAUUAGCAGUUAUUCUCUUAGCCUUGGUCUCACCGGUAGCUCACAAAAAAAUGAAGAAGAUCCAACCAAGCAACAGCGCCUGGCUUGCUCUUUCGCUAUAUAUCCAACAUCCCCAUUCGGAAACCAUAAAAAACCAACCAAAACCAAGAAUAAGUACACAUCCUGGAGCAUAUGUGUUCCACCGAACUCUUACAGAGGGGCCUGAGAAUACAUCGAGAAUAGUCGGUAAAGCUCAAGGUUUCAUACUCCCAACUGAGCAUUUUGCUCAUUCUGCUUUCAACAUUAUUUAUCUUACAUUCGAUACGCCAGAGUUUUCUGGUAGCAUUAGCAUGCAAGCUAAACAUAUAGAUCACAAGACCAGGGAAGAGCUUACGGUUGUUGGUGGGACGGGCUCUUUUGCUUUUGCUCGUGGUCUUGCCAUUUUUGCACCGAGGUCGUCGGACUCCCAAGAAUCUGAUGUUAUUGAUGCAAGGUAUCAAUUGAAACUUCGUUUAAAGUUCCCUAACCAGGUGAGGAGGCCAGUUCCAGGAUGAGAAACAAAAAACCCAUGCUACUUCAAGCUUGCAUAAUAUAUGCAUGCAUUUUUCCCUAGUGUUCUUGUUGUUAUAGCUUGAAUUCUUUGCUGAGCCAAAGGCAAUUUCUUUUCUUUUCUGUUUAUUCAUUUGUUUUGGUGAGACAAUUACACACUUUGCCAUCAGUUUCAUAUUGACAACAUUUGUACAUACGUUUUCUGGAAGCUUAGUAACAUGGGAGUAUGGCUAAAGGUACAAGGGUCUUUUAUCCUUGUAAACUGUGCAAUACCAUCCCAUCUAAUUCACUCUUCCGGAACCGAGCAGUAGCUUUUUGUUGGAGUCCUGCAACAAUAGAAGAAACGUCAGAUGUAUCAAACAAUAAAUAUAAAGAACCGUAUCAAACAACUCUACCACGAACAAAUUGAUGAGGGCAGAUCACAGGUUCAACAAGCU